Danio rerio (zebrafish) is the source of this 4435-nucleotide messenger RNA. Lineage: Eukaryota; Metazoa; Chordata; Actinopteri; Cypriniformes; Danionidae. The record is from RefSeq and is a predicted model, not a curated record.
GCUAUUUUAAUGUAAAAUCCAAAUCUAGGAUACCGAUUUGUGACAGAUGUCUUUAUUUUUAUCCCAGAACUGUAUACACUAUUAUUGUAGCACUUUGCAUUGCUCUUUUCCAUGUUGAUCAGUUGGUGGCAGCAAGGAUCCUGCAACCUCUGGUGUGAAGCUGGAGCCCGGCAGCACAACUGUCACAUGGAUUAAAACGCUGAUAGUGGGUGGAAAACAAGUAUGAGCGUCCUCGAGUGUGUUUGUGCACGAGGGAGGGCAGAAAUUAAUUUGUAUCCACUGUUUUUAUUUCCUGUUAUGGGUGAAGGAAACGUGUUGUCUAUCAGUAUUUGUAUCCAUCUAAUGUUGUUUAUUAAUUUUCUGAUGUAUAGCUGGACUAGUAAUAUGUUAAGCUAUGAAAUGGUAAAUACCUGCAUUAAGCAUACUUGGAUACUCUCGUGAGGUUGGGUUCAUCAGGUUCAGCCACAGCCAAUCUGUUUCCUUUAUUUCUGAAUGUUUUGUGGGUGUGUGCGCCACUCCGCCUGGAUUCACGCAGUUUCUGUAUUCUCACGCGGCUGUAGCAUGGGUGGUUUAAAUGGGCGGAGCGUCGUGCAUUAUGCUAACCAAUGGCCGGCCGAGCCGGGAGGAGCCUGUUUUCUGUCAGCCAAUCACAGCAAUAAGCACUCGAGGCUGAGCCGCGUCUCCGCGUGCGGACACCAUGUGCACUGGAGAGCGCGUCUGUGUUCCUGAGACACAACGUGUAGUUGCCAUCUCCUCUCGCAUGAUGCUCACGUUUCCAGCGGAUUACCAGUGAAGUGAAAAAGUGUGCCCGCUCGCUUGGUAGGUUUCCCCCAAAAGGUAGCUCUCUGAGUGAUAAAACUCGACCGUUUGUUAGGUGAGAUCAGCAGUCUAUAUUACAGAUUAUAAACAUAUCUGUGAUGCUCUGUAAAACUGGCCACUCUCAAAAUGUUCUCGAUAAAUGCCACAUGUUAAUGCUGUUUCAUAGUGCCAAACGUAGGACAGCUGGGAAUGAAAUUAUCGACCAAUUUGUUUUUAAUCAGUGCCACCCACCCCCGAGGAGCGUGCCUGUCACGAGGGGGCGUGCCUCAUUAAUAUUAAAACUCCGUGCAAGUAGUGCCAUGUUCGCGCUUCUAGACUGGGAGGUGUGACGUCACGUGAGCGGCCCGUGUUCGUUCCAGCUGAGCGAAAAGCUCGGACGGCUCAAGCUCAAAGCGUGCGACAACACACAUGCAGAGAGAACUGAACAGAAGGGGGUGACCACAGAGGGAAAAAAGCGAUUGAGCGACUGCAUGGAAAAAAACGUCAACAUCCCACCAAUCGCGCUACGCAGCAGAAAUUGACUCAGCAACACUUCGUUUUGUUUUCAUUUGUCAUUUUCGAGGCGACGCAUUCAAGAGUUCCAGCAGUCAAGUUAUCAUUUGCGGUUUUGGAGUCAUUUAUUCUUCCUGUUUCUUCGCCUGAGUCGCUGUAUUUUGUUAAAUUAUUGUCUGUACGUUGCGCUUGGAGGUCGUUAUUCUGGACAUUUGUCUAUUUUUCUUCAAAAGUUCCGGCAGAACAUAAACUGUCAAGAAUUUCUGGGAAUACGAGGAAUGUAUAUUUCUGUCCAUUCGUCUAAUCUACCAUCAACUGCAAGCAGAAUGGCGCUCUUUGUUUAAAAAAAGGCUGUUUUCAAAUAAAGUAUCGAACCACGCAAGCAUCUAGCGGUCAAUCCGGCGGACGUUGGAUGAUGGCCAGGCCGCUUUCACAGCUCCUUCCCCCGGACCUUCCCUCUGCCGGAGCCAGUCCGCAGUUUGGCAACAGUAGCCAAGCAGGAGUCACACAUAACGGAGGACACUUAAACUCCACAGGAAACUUAAAAUCUCUCCUGCAGCUUCCAGUCAAAUGUGAUCAGCGCGUGAAAGACUGUGGUGAAAUGAAGGGUAAGGAAAGGUUAGAUAUCGAUGAGGACUCUCUCGGCCGUUGUCCUCUGCGCAACGGCUGCAGCAAUGGACUAGUCACUGACAGCAAUGGAGCAGGAACGGGCAGCUUCUCAAACAACAGCAACAAUAACAACUCCUUCCUGGGCCCGUUGCUAUGGGAACGAACAUUGCCCUGUGAUGGCGGGCUGUUUCAGUUGCAGUACAUGGAUCUCGAGGAGUUCCUGACGGAGAACGGGAUGAGCAGCAUGCACAAUACCUCCAACUCCACCUCGGCUCAGAUACCCUCGCAAAGCUCUCAGUCCGCCGUUCCCAACCAGGGCUCCCAGUGCCUCCCCACAUCACCACCACACUGCUCCUCUUCCUCGUCACCAACAUCCGCCACUGCCUCUUCACCUUCACUGCUCGGGCUGGACAUGCACACGCCCCAGAGCAUGAUGGGAUCUACAGACUGCUUGCAUGGCACUCCGCCAGGCAGCUUAGAGCCCACGCCUUCACCUUCCUCCACCACAUGUCCACCGCUCCCUACUCCACCCGCCACCAACUGCAAUGAGCUGCUGGCGCCAUUUGACCCCGAUCCAGCGGACGUGGCGCUAUCCAGUGUACCCGGACAGGAGGCCUUUGAUCCACGCCGACAUCACUUCUCUGAUGAGGACCUCAAACCUCAGCCCAUGAUUAAAAAGGCCCGUAAGAUGCUCGUCCCUGAAGACCUGAAGGAUGAGAAGUACUGGAGUCGGCGUUGUAAGAACAAUGAGGCAGCAAAACGCUCUCGCGACGCUCGCCGGCUGAAGGAGAACCAGAUCUCAGUGAGGGCCGCGUUCCUGGAGCGUGAAAACGCUGCUCUCAGACAGGAGGUGGCCGAUAUGCGCAAAGAGCUCGGCCGCUGCCGUAACAUCCUCAACAAAUACGAGAGCCACCAUCUGGAUCAGUAAAUGGAGAGGAGGAACAUGUGAUAAAUGCGAUGAUGGAUGGAGAACGCAAUGAAUGUCCUGUGAUAGACACAAGCUAAGAGACAGAGGAAAGUGCAUCGAUUAUAUUGAAAGAUGUAUGAAGACCGCACAAGCUCAAGUUGUAAACUGGAGAGAGAGAGAGAGAGAGAGAGAGAGCAUGUCACCUCUCUUAAUAGUUUUUCUUUUUCUUUCUUUAUUUCCAGUAAGGUACAAUGGUAAGAUUUUAAUUAUGGAGAGAAUUGUAUAUUUUUAUAUGAUAGAACGGGAAAAGGAAAUUUUUGAAAUUAAUUUUUUGUAUAUUUUCUAUAUCUUCGUGAGGGCUGUAAAGUACUGAUGGAACGGGUCGAGGUAUCACUGUAAUAUAAAAUCAGAUUUAUGUGGUAUUUUUGAAGCAAUCAACGCUUAAUCCCAAAGUAUACUUGAGUUUUUACACGUACGCACGGGUCUUUGUACAGUAACACAAAUUUUGUCAUCAUUCAGGACGGUGUACUGUACACACGACGCUCAAUUUUUGUAAGCACGCAUACAAUGUACGUGUCGCUAGCACAUGCUUUUGGAGCGUUUUUGUAAAAUUUUCCACAAGGCGUCAACACUGAACCAGCCACUGUAAAAAACGAUAGACUCUACGUGUGAGGUGUUUUUAUCGCUCGUAGAGAGAAAAGAUGCAGACAGUAGUUGACAAUGACUCCGUUUAGUGUGCCGUAUGUAGAACCUCUGUGCUAGUGCUCAAGUGGAUUAUACUCUGAACGAUUGACUGUGCUACAUGCUAACGUAUGCAUACAAAACAAAGUAUACUUGGGGCUUUCGCAGUUGAAGACUUUUUAUUGUCGUGAAGGAGAAGAGCGAGCAGCAGAAUUUUAACCUUUUAGAGAUUUAGAAAAGAUCUUUCUAGAGAACUUAAACUGUAAAAUACUGAGAAUAAGAUAUACAUUUAAAUUUGUAUAGAAAUGUUAAUAUAGAUUUAUUCGAAAGCACUUGUGAUAAACUUGUUCCUAAUAUUUUGGUAAAGGUGAACAAACAUUGAUGAUGGGACAUGAUUUGGGGGGAAAGCAGUUCAUCAGUUCACUGCUUAGGGGUGUGUGAUGUUUAUCAUUUACCAUACUUGGGCAGUUUUUUUAAUUGCUUGAGAGAUGACAUUAUCGGUAAUGCAGGAGUCCAAAGAGAAGAAAGAGCCUCAGGUUACGAAUACGAUAUGACACAAGCAAGACUUUAUAUUAUAAAAUACUUUAACAAGAAAUAUGAUUAUAUUAAGCUUCAUUUUAGACACACAGACUUCUAUUUGACUACUUUGUGGGCAAAAAUCUUGCAAAUUUUAAUUCCUAAAUGAAUCAGUUUUUGAACAAAUCAUCUGAGCCAAUGUUUCCAAAUGAAUCAGCCUUUUGAACAAAUCAAUUGAAUUAACAAUUGAAUCAGUCCCUCAAUGCACUUUUCAUCACACUGUGUGGUUAAUUAGUUCUAACUACAUUUGUUUUUAGGUCCUUGUUACUUAUUAAACUAAGUUAAUCAUCGUCUAACUUACAGUGCUCAGCAUAAUUAAGUACACCCCAUUUUGAAAAUGAAUAUUUUUAU